AUGAGCAAUACACAAGACCAAGCCAUGGUAUGGCAUCGAACUGAUGUGCUAUCCAAGAAAUUAUCAACGGAAUACUACAACCUCGGUAACUUCCAUCGCACUAUAACCACGACCAGCGCCGAUGCCCAAAUCUGGUUCGAUCGAGGGCUUGUCUGGGCUUACGCAUUCAACCAUCAAGAAUCCUCCCAAUGCUUUGAGCGGGCUAUUAUGGCAGAUCCAAAAUGUGCGAUGGCAUAUUGGGGCAAGGCGUUCUCCCUAGGUCCCAAUUAUAACAAGCCAUGGAAGCUCUUCGAUGGGGAGGACCUUUCGGCUACCACGACGAGGGCCUAUGAUGCUAUUGAGGAGGCCAAAAGAUUCGCGCAUCUAGAAACCCCUGUGGAACAGGCUCUUAUAAAAGCACUCCAGUAUAGAUAUCCACAAAAAGACCCCGUUGAAGACUGUACAAUUUGGAACAAAGAAUAUGCAAACGCAAUGGGAUCGGUGUACAAAGGUUUCCCACAUGACCUGGACGUAAUCACUCUCUACUGUGAUGCUUUGAUGAAUCUCACACCAUGGAGCAUGUGGGACCUGAAAACUGGAGAGCCUUCUCCGGGUGCCCGAACUCUUGAGGUGAAGGAGGCCCUGUCAAUUGCAUUGACUCGUGAAGAUGCGCUCCAACAUCCCGGCAUUUUACACUUGUAUAUCCACCUAAUGGAGAUGUCUCCCACUCCGGAGGAAGCACUACCAAUAGCAGACAACCUGCGUGGUCUUGUCCCUGAUGCAGGUCAUUUGGAGCAUAUGCCGACUCACUUGGAUAUUCUAUGUGGUGACUAUCGUCGCGCAAUAGCAUCUAAUACCGACGCCAUCCGUGCCGAUGAAAAGUUUCUAGCUAACCAGGAACUGGGUCAUUUUUAUAAUCUUUAUCGUGCUCAUGAUUAUCACUUUCGCAUGUACGCCGCCAUGCUAGGUGGUCAGAGCCAGAUCGCGCUGAGCACUGCGAAGCAGCUCACGGCAUGUGUCACCGAAGACAUUCUUCGCGUUAAGUCACCACCCCUCGCAGACUGGCUGGAAGGAUUCAUAGCUAUGCAAGUGCAUCCACUUAUCCGAUUCGGCCGCUGGGAUGAAAUCAUUGCAUUGGAUUUUCCCGUGGAUCAAGAUCUUUACUGCGUUACAACGGCUAUGAUAUAUUAUGCAAAGGGGAUAGCAUUUGCUGUCAAGGGUCAAAUAGUAGAAGCAGAAGAGCUGAAGGAAUGCUUUAUCGCUGCUGUCAACUUUUUGGUUCCUGAUUCUCGGACUAUCUUCAACAAUUCCUGUCGUGAUAUUCUUUCCAUCGCCUUGCAUAUGCUGAAAGGUGAAUUGGCAUAUCGUUCUGGGAAUUAUGACCAGGCCUUUCAAUACCUUCGUGAUGCAGUGGCAAAUGAUGACAAUCUUCCCUACGAUGAGCCCUGGGGCUGGAUGCAACCCACUCGACAUGCUCUUGGGGCUCUGUUAAUUGAGCAAGGUCGAGUUGAGGAAGCAGCUGAAGUCUAUGCUGCCGAUCUUGGAAUCGACCAAUUACUACCAAGAGCUUUGAGACAUCCAAAUAAUGUAUGGGCGCUCCAUGGAUAUCAUGAAUGUCUCAGUAGGCUGGGCAGGAUUGCAGAGGCACGGAUUAUAGAACCACAGCUGACACUAGCCUUGGCUAUGGCCGAUGUACCAAUCCGGUCAUCAUGCUUUUGCCGUCUUCAAUAUCUUUGA
Molecule: messenger RNA, 1716 nt
Organism: Penicillium angulare
Lineage: Eukaryota; Fungi; Ascomycota; Eurotiomycetes; Eurotiales; Aspergillaceae
Product: TPR domain protein
Exons: 1
Coding region: 1-1716 (571 amino acids)
Cellular component (GO): intracellular anatomical structure
Molecular function (GO): protein binding
Source: RefSeq, a predicted model, not a curated record